This is a messenger RNA of Phyllotreta striolata, 2524 nucleotides long. NCBI's taxonomy places the organism in Eukaryota, Metazoa, Arthropoda, Insecta, Coleoptera, Chrysomelidae. The record is from the annotation of a GenBank genome assembly.
CACCGUCGAGCAAGCGAAGAAUAAAUCUCGCCGUCGAAGCUCUGAGCGCGAUCGUACGAUUUCUCUAUCCAGGAAGCCAUGGAAAAGGAAAUCAAUUCUACGGAUCCACUGGACCAUAUGCCCGAGGAGGUCUGGAGAGCCCUGGCCCCUCUCGUUGCAGGUGUCAACGCUAGUGAAGUAGAUCUGUGCAAACCGCGUUUGAAGGAAGUUUUUUUUAAUUACUACGGCUUAGUGUACUUUUUUUACGGUAUUUUGGUUUGUUACGGCUUUCUUUGUAAUUCGUUUAUUUUUUAUAUUAUAAUAAAGAAGAAACUUUACAACGACCCUUUAUAUAGUUUUCUAUUAAAUAAUGCAAUAAGCGAUAUUGUAAAGUGUUGUGUGGUCGUGCCGUUAUCCUUGUACGUGCUAAUGAUUAGGAAUUGGGUCCUCGGCGAGCUAUUGUGUACUUUCUUGCCGAUGAUUCAAGAUAUACCGCAGCACGUGUCAACAUUGACGUUCGUGAUAAUGGCCUGGGAUAGAUUCCGUUUUAUAAAGAAGCCCUAUCGACAACGACUUCCUGCAUUCGUUUGCAACUUCGCCCUUUGGCUCACAUCGAUGUGUCUUGUAUUACCAUAUUCCAAAUACAUCAUGUACAUCGAUUUAGGGCAAGUUUAUCAAAAGCUUCCAGCUGUUCAAUGCGUAGGAUUUUGCACUGUCAAUUUACUCUACGACAUCAGCGAAUACGUACGAGGCAUUUUUGUGACUAUGUUCAUUGCUCCGUUCACUAUCAUAUUUUGCUUUUACUACCGCAUAUCGACAGAACUGGCCAAGCAAAAUCCAGUUCCUGCCAUUAAAUACGAAGCAAGUACGAGAAGCACCAAGGCAAAAGCAGAUACACUAACGGCAGGUCUAAGCGAGAGUAGCAGGUCAGAUCACGAUAGAUCGAGCCAAUAUAGCCACAGGAGCCUGCAGGGCAGCGACAGGGGCAGGACAUAUUACGAAUUCCGUGAGCCACGUUUAAACGUCAUUAAAGAGCGACGAACGCAGAAAUUCCUCACUGCGAUAGUAGUGAUUUAUGGUAUUUGCCUUACCCCUUUGAUGGUAAUGAAGGUAGUAAGGAUAUCAAUAACGGAGACAAAGGAAAAUCUUAGAUAUUUGGAUGUCCUUUACAUACUUUUAGUGUGGUUUGCUUUUCUGCCGACCUGCGUGACACCUGCCUUGCUAUUAGUUUGGCGAUUGGGCAGAAAGCCAUUGGAACGAGAAAGAUUUAUCCCUCUAAACGAGAGAAAUACUCGCCUUUCCGGUGAUACAGUGACAACUUUAACAGGAACUCCGGCGUCCAAUCGCUUUACCAGAAGUCGCUAUUCCGAAGAAACAUUCAUCGACACUAACGGUUCCCAACAAGAUUUGCCGUCUACUUGAUGAUUUGAGGAUUCUUUGUUGGGUCUCAAUAGGCUCACUGUGGAAAUUCCGGAAGACGGAAAUUUACAAUCUCAAGAUUGUAGGCAACCACUUCUGGUGAACGUAACACAUGAUGAGAUAACUAUAAGUGAACUGUAAAUGUUUAACAUUUAUGAUGAUUAACAUUUGGUGGAGUCAAUGAGGAAAAAAUUACGAAGUUAUAUGUAAAUAUUUUUUUAGAUUUUAAACUGAAGGAAACACCUAACACCUACUAAGGCUAAUUUAAAAUAAGAAAUCAAAUUGGAUAAGGGCAAAUGAUCGACAAUUACAUGCACAUGUAUUUGGAUACGAUUCUUGAUCAGGUUUUGCUCUUUCUGCGCGUGUACAAACCGUGAUUUCAAAACAUUUGUUAAUUGUAAUUUUGUAUUAAUUAUUAUUAACCUCUCUACAUUUCGCGCUAUCGAUUUGUGAGAUAGAAUAGAACUGAAACCAUUGAUACUUGUAAUAUUUCUGGUCGAAACCGAAUAAUGUUUAGCUUUUAAUCAUCGUGAUUUAAAUAUGUAUCUAGUAUUUCAGGUAAUUAAUAUUGAUGUGACUUACAGUAGUAAAUACAAAAUAAUAUCCAAAACUCAUGAACUCAUGUUUUUAGAAGGUAUCCCGUAAUUACGUAAUAAAUGCACUUUAUAGUGUACAAAUAUCACAGUUUAUGAGAAUUUUGAAUGAAUUUACCAAAAUAUCAUACAUUUUGAACCUAAUUUUAUGGUCUCACAUUAAGUCUACUUGAGUAAACGUUUGAGCUGUUAAAAUUAUUGUGGAAAAUUGCGCCACAAAUUUCAUUAACUGUUGCAGAUUCUGUACAGAUUUUGAAGCGAUGUUACGCUUUAUAUUCCUCUUUGAAGGCCGAUUCGAACUCAUCAGCAUCCGUUGAAAACUGUUGGGCGCCUGACAGAAAUAAAUACCGUCGCUUAAUUUUAACGAAGGAUUUUUUUUUAAGCUGGAUAGUUCGAUUUAACUACACAACUGUGACAUGAUGGAACGGCUGUGUUCGAAUCAACCUUUAAAUAAUGAAUAAAUUUCAAUUUAAAUUGUGAGCGGAUAAUAAAAAGACCAGAUAUUUUUUUCUUAAUCGAAAUAUGUAGAGUUU